CCAUACACCACCCCUGAGAACGGAGGUAAUACAGAAACAAGGCUUACAUGAGAUUUGAGCCCCAAGGAGACGGAAUAGAUUCAGCUUUUUCUGAGAUUUUGUCGUUUUUUACUGUGGAUAUGGGAGGCAGUGAGGAGGUAGUGGUGACCGGGAUAAUGACCACCAUGCCCUUCCAAAGAGGCAAGCUGAAUCGGUUAAGACUGCGCUCGGGCCAUGGUAACAUCCGCAGAAUCAAGCCGCCAUCCCUCAAGAAAAAGAGAAGAGAUCCCAGCCCCACCGAGAUGAGCGUGGAGCCAUGGCCGAGCCCUCCGGACCAGGCAGCUGCUGAGCAAACCCAGGGCACCCUCCACAGCACGGCCUCUUCCACAUCGUCUGAAGAUCUCCUGGACCAACGCCCUGAUAAACUCUGCUUGGACGCCUUCUGGACUGAGGUGGAGACGAUCAGACAGGGAAGCGCUGAAGCAGACGCCGACCGAAGAGACUCGAAACAAUCUGAAGACGGUGAGCAGGAGGAGCAGUGGCUGGCUGACGCGGGCCUGUCCACUCUGAUCAGUGAAGACGGUGAGGACAGUGAGGAUGUGGACAAGGCCGCGCUGCUGUCCACCCUGACGAGGACACAAGCUGAAGCCGUGCAGCGUCGAAUAGAGUCCUACACUCUGUCCCUGCGUAAGAGAAACAAGCCCUCGCCCCGAGACGUCCGAGAUAUCUUCCACUCCCCCAUGUCCCAGACUCUUCGCCCUGAGUCCAAACGCACUGACGACAUGGCAUCUGUCAACAAAUCUCCUCUCACAGCUGUGACUUUAGAUCAGCGUGGAGGCCCAAAAGAUGAGAUUUUUAUCACCGAUGUCGCCUAUUGUGAACAAGCAGUCAUCCUCAUCAAACAGGCCAAGCUCCCCCAGACCACCCACCAGCGCCGCAAAGAGGACGGCACCCUGCCAAGAGUGGUCUGCCCCAAGUGCCGUUUAGGAGUGACCCGCAUCCAGGACUUGUCCCAGGUUGACAUGAAGAAAGUGAGACAGUUGGCUCUCAUCGACAUGACAGCACUUAGCGACCUCCUUGAGCUGGAGGUCAAGAGGAACAAAAGUGGAAAACGAAAAAUCCCAGAGAGCACUCUUUUUGGAGUUCCUUUGGCAGCGCUGCUCGAGAAUGACCAGAAAAUGAAGCCAUACACCUCCAUUCCUCUUUUUAUGCAGGCACUGCUGUCAUUUCUGGAGAGAAAGGGCUUAGAUUCGGAGGGGAUUCUGCGGGUCCCUGGCUCUCAAUCCAGAAUAAAGAGCUUGCAGCAGAGUUUAGAGAACACUUUUUACUCGGGACAGUUCAAUUGGGAUGAAGUGAGCCCAAAUGAUGCCGCUGCUCUCCUAAAGAAGUUUAUCCGUGAUCUGCCUGCACCGCUGCUCACACCAGAGUACCUUAAUACGUUCAGUGCUGUCAGAGACAUUACAGACUUGAAACAGAAGCUCCAUAUGUUGAACUUACUCGUACUGCUGCUGCCUGAGCCCAACAGGAACACGCUCAAGGCUCUGCUGGAGUUCCUGAGUAAAGUAGUAUCAAGGGAAAAGAAGAACAGGAUGAACCUAUGGGCUGUAGCCACCAUCAUGGCUCCUAACCUCUUCCUCCAUAAAGCUGUGCCGAGUAAACUGGCAGAGGGAUCGGAGAAGGGACAGGCCGAGAAGGCAGCGGAUGUGAUGAGGCUGCUCAUACGAUACCAGGACCUACUCUGGACGGUCCCAAACUUCCUCAUGAGCCAGGUGCGAAGGCUGAACGAAAACAGCAGCCGUCGAUACCAGUUUUACGAUCGACGCAUCAAGAACCUGCUGAGGAAGAUUCACACCGACAGCCGCGAGAAGCCAGAGAAAAAUGUCCCUGAGAUGUGCCGAACAGUGAAGAUCCAAGUUGGAGACACACAGACCAGCACGAUGGAGUUUCAUCUCAAUAUUAACUCACGGACCUCCGACAUCUUAGCUCAGUUUCAGCACCAGUUUCUUCGCAGCCCUGAAAACGGAAAGGGCAAAAUGCGAAGAAAUGGAUCCGUGGCAUACCCUGACUGCGCCCUUUAUGAAGUGGGAGGUAACAUUGGCGAGCACUGCCUGGAUCCGGACACACAUCUCCAGGACUUGUACAACAGUAACCCAGGAGGAGAGUGGGUCAUACGGCUAAAGCCCAACAGCAAACUCGUGUGAAGUGUGGACAUUCUCCGCAGUGACACGCAGCCAUCCCUCCUUAUGGACCUUUGGAGCCCCUCACAGCAACAGGGCACAUAACAGAUGGAGGACAGACAGGGACAGGCCUAAAGCUGAGCCUUAAGACACCCUGCUCCCACUACAUUUUGACUGUUUUUUUAGUUCAUCUGCAUAUUUCUGCCUCGUGUCUCACUGAGAGGCUGGGAGCAGAGUGCUGCUGACGCGAAUCAUUACUUCCAACAUUGAACCUGCUGCAGAGAAAAGCAAUCGUGGCAGCCAUUAUGGAGCAGAUGGGGCCAAGUGGAGCACCUCUGGGCGAAAACGAGGGGCGGUGCAAAGUUCCACCCCCAUCAGGCCUUGCUCCGCUCCACAAAUCACACAACGCCAUGUGUUCGCCUCCUACUCUUUUCGUUUUUAUAUACUCUUAACAUUAUUGCAUGUACCAGUGUUGCAGCAGGGACAUCACGAAUUGAGAACAAAAUGGAACUAGUCUUGGACACGAAAGGAUAAGAUAACUGCAGUUUUGCACAUCAAUAGAAGGACAUGCCCAGUACAGAAAUUGCAAAAUAUAAAUUGGUUAUAAUGUCAAAUUUCUCCAGAUGAUUUGUUAUUGCAACUAACAAUUUAAAAUAAUAUAAUAAACCUACAAUAUCUUAAAUAGUCCUCAACACUCCUCAAAAUUCCAUAUCUAGGGUGCCUGAAAACUGUACAAAAAUAGUAUUAUUCUAGUCUAAGCUCCUUAAUUUCUUGCAAAAGCUAAAAUCAAUUGCACUACUACAGCGUAUACCUGUGCUAACCCAACACAACACACUGCAUUUAAUUGUUGGACCUUAAAAGACCUUAAAACAUGGUCCCAUUGUGCUCACUUGUACAUGCAGUCAUCACCAGCUGCCAGUAUAGUUUUUAGCUGUGUUUGUGACCAUUUUGCCGUUACUGUUUGCGAAAGGAGGCGGCCUUCACUUUAACAGUAUUCUCUUCUGUUCGGUAACACUUUUUGACUGACUCAUCUAUAAAUUGAUUGGUGAUUGAUCAAUGGAUUUGACUGACUGUCUGCUUGGUUGCACAGUAAACAAUGAAGGAGAUCUCUGAAUUGGCUUCACUCUGCACCGAUGAACUGAUAAGCUGUUAUCUGUGAAGCCCUGCUCUCCCCUGGGCCUUGUAAAAAGCACUCGGAGUUCCCAGGACCUUAUAGAGACAGUGCACAAAGACACUACGCUGUAUUAUACUCUUUGAUUUGGCAUCAAGGACUGCUGCUGUAGCUCUGAAUGGAGCCGUGAAGCUGGUCUUCAGCGUGACAGACCGUGGGGAACAUUUGGGGGUUAUUUAUAUGAAUGUAAUUGUGUUUUGUCUUGAAGCACCAAGUGUAACUGUGUUUGAACGGUUGUGUUGCCCAUACUGUGUGGGAGUUUGCAGUGUUCUAUUUUUAUUUGCUGUAACAUAAAUGUACAUAUUUAUCUGGUUGUUGCAUAGCUUUUGUUUGGAGACACAACUUACUCCGAUGUUUGGUAGGGAUAUGACAAUGCAGUUGAGAUUUAGAAUGAAAUUUGAGUACACACUUUUCAUACACGUUUUAUGAGUUAAUGCAGUUAAACAAGCUUUCAUCGAGACAAAAUGUGUGUCCCAUCAUAAAAUCAAACAAAUCUAAUAUGUUGGAUAUUCACCUAAAGUAAAUUGGGAUGCGCUAGGGAAAGCCUGUCUUAAAGAAAAUCCAUAAUUUUUUCACCAAACUGCCAUUUUCUAUACUAACCAUUCCUAGACACUGCAUUUAAACUGCGUCUUGUCGAUUGAAAUCUGAACUCCAAAUCUAUUCAUCAUUCACAACACAUUGUCACAUCUGGUGUCUGCCUGUAAAUGUAUUUCAAUUUGUUAACACGAAACAUUUACUCCCUGCCUGAGACCGGAGCCAUGUUGGUGCGGCGCGGCCAUUUUGUGGAGGUACUAUAGCAUCCCUCUGCUCGCUUCUACAGACUAAAGUAAUGACAGCCCCAUCUAUCAGCCACCCCUGUCACCUCCCCAUAAUGGAUCAUAAUGGCACUGCUUGGGACCGUGCAUCUCCAAAACGAGCAAUCGCAUUUCUUGGAGGUUAAUAAAUAGCUGUUAUAAAUUCUCCCGACCUAUACUCCUGCUGGCUGUGUGUGUUCGUGCAUGUGUGAGAAGAGCUUCAUUACACAAUAAGGUCCAAUUGGCCUGUUCCCGGGGUCCCAGCCACAGUUCAGUGCCUCUACACAAAGCAGUGCUGAUGAAACGGCCUUCUGCUGCUGACAAUCAGGAGAAGUAGGUCACCUCUGAAGGCACAUCCCAGAGGGUACAGUCCAGCCUCGAGCGUCCUGGGAGUCCGGACACAUGGGCACGAGCGAUUUCACCUCCCAAAACCUCACAAUAUCACCAAAUCUGGAGUUUAAUUAUGCUUCCAUUGACUGUAAAGGUGAAAGGUGUACUAUGCUGACCUCACAAGUCUGAAAUCUGAAUCGAACAACUGUAUAUUUUAACUACAAAAAGCAACAUCUGUAUUUAUUAAUCAGAAAAAUACUCUUUAUUUUCACUUUACUUACUUUUUGGACUACUUCAAAUGUGUUUAUUUGUAAAAUUGUCUGCCAGUGGAGAUAUUUUGGUCAAAAUACAAUCACUUUUUUGGCAAUAUUACUAAAUUAGUAAGACAAAUGUCCAUUGAAGUCAUUUUAACUUUGCAACUUUUUAAAAUUGAAUAUUUGGUUAAGGUUUGAUUUUGAGCUGACCCCAUAUUUUCAGUUUUUAUAUGAUAUUUUUUAUGUUUUUUCGUGCUCUGUUGCCUAUUACAGAUGUGACCGUUAUGUAAUAUGCCUGUUUCUAUCCAGUUGAAAAUGAACUGGAAUGGCUGGCCAAGCUAAACAUGCAUUUCUGAUCUACCCAAAAGCCUUCCUUCUCCUGGAAUUGUAAUAUUUCUAAGUUAUAUGCUGUUACCUGCCUGUUAUAAUUGAAUGUACAAAAUAUUUAAGCCCUUUACAUGUUUUUACAACUUCAAUAUCAACACUACUGUAGAAUAAUAACUUUUUUUGUCAAUAAAUUUGACUCUAAUGCCA
This is a messenger RNA of Periophthalmus magnuspinnatus, 5239 nucleotides long. Its product is annotated as rho GTPase-activating protein 40. The transcript is spliced from 15 exons. The record is from RefSeq and is a predicted model, not a curated record. Bases 48 to 2180 code for a protein of 710 amino acids. NCBI's taxonomy places the organism in Eukaryota, Metazoa, Chordata, Actinopteri, Gobiiformes, Gobiidae. Gene Ontology annotation, molecular function: GTPase activator activity. Gene Ontology annotation, biological process: regulation of actin filament polymerization; signal transduction; regulation of small GTPase mediated signal transduction. Gene Ontology annotation, cellular component: cytoplasm.